Messenger RNA from Triticum dicoccoides, 2520 nucleotides. Its product is annotated as G-type lectin S-receptor-like serine/threonine-protein kinase At1g11300. Gene Ontology annotation, cellular component: plasma membrane. NCBI's taxonomy places the organism in Eukaryota, Viridiplantae, Streptophyta, Magnoliopsida, Poales, Poaceae. Bases 1 to 2520 code for a protein of 839 amino acids. The record is from RefSeq and is a predicted model, not a curated record. The transcript has 7 exons. Gene Ontology annotation, biological process: protein phosphorylation; recognition of pollen. Gene Ontology annotation, molecular function: ATP binding; protein serine/threonine kinase activity.
AUGCAUAGGCUGGCUCUCACCUGCCGCGCCGCGGUGUUGAUCCUCCUGUUCCUGCCGUUCGGUGUGUCCGAUGACCGGCUUGUCCCCGGCAAGCCGCUCUCCCCUGGCAGCACCAUCAUCUCGGAUGGCGGUGCUUUCGCCUUGGGCUUCUUCUCCCCAAACAACUCCACCAGUACUCUGGCCAAGUUGUACCUUGGCAUAUGGUACAACGACAUUCCAGAGCUCACUGUGGUGUGGGUUGCUAACCGAGAAACCCCGGUGAUCAACAACUCUUCCUCUUCACCAGUGCUCUCACUCACCAACACCUCCAAUCUUGUUCUUUCUAAAGGCGAUGGCAGCGGCCGUGUCCUCUGGACGACGGCUAACAAGGCUGCUGCCCCGGGCUCGUCUACCCCUGUGGCGGUGCUUUUGAACACCGGCAACCUUGUUAUCCGGUCGUCAAAUGGCACCAUGUUGUGGCAGAGCUUUGACCACAACACUGACACAUUCCUCCCUGGCAUGAAGCUCGGGCUCAAGUACAACACGCGUGAUGGCGGUGAGCGCUUUGUAUCCUGGAAGGGCCCAGGCGACCCCUCGCCGGGCCGCUUCUCUUAUGGAGUCGACCCCAUCACGUUCCUCCAGAUGUUCCUCUGGGACGGGAAGCGCCCGGUGUUGCGCAGCGCCCCAUGGACAGGGUACCUUGUGAUGACCGACGGCCGAUACCAACAGGCAAAUGCUAACACGGAGAUCGUCAUCUACCUGGCCGUCGUCGACAACAACAAGGAGAUCUACGUCACAUAUAGCGUCUCCGAUGGCGCCCCGCACACUAGGUACGUGCUGACCUACUCCGGCGAGUACCAAAUCCAGAGCUGGAACAAGAGGUUGUUGGCAUGGGAAAUCUUUGGGAAGUGGCCCUCCCUUGGAUGCAGCCUAUACGGUUAUUGUGGCUCGUACGGCUACUGCGAUGAGACGACAACACCUGCCUCAACGUGCAAGUGCCUCGACGGAUUCGAGCCGGCUAGCAAGGAGGAGUGGAGAAGUGGCAAGUUCUCUAAGGGGUGCCGACGGAAGGAGCAGCUGAGCGGGUGCAGCGACGGUUUCUUGGCUUUGACAGGGAUGAAGCCGCCCGACAAGUUCAUACUCGUCGGCGGGGGCAAGAGUACGUUCGCGGAGUGUGCAGUAGAGUGCAACCGUAACUGCUCAUGUGUGGCGUACGCGCACGCUAACCUGAGCAGCGGUGGGUCUGGAGGAAACGUGACAACAUGUUUGGUUUGGGCCGGGGAGUUGAUUGACACGGGGAAGUUUAGCGCGGAAAUUGGCAGCAACACACUCUAUCUCCGAGUUGCUGAUCUAGAUGUGGCACAUGUUAAAAGGACAAAGAGUAAUGCAGCGAGGAUUGCGCUGCCAGUUUUAGCAACUGUUUUGGUACUUCUAUGCAUAACCUUUGCAUGGUUAAAAUUUAAAGGUAAGAGCGAAAAGUGGAGAAAACGCAAAAGAAAUUCAUUGGAUGAACUUCAUGAAGGAAACCCUCCCCAUGAUCAUGAAUUUCCAUUUGUAAGAUUUGAGGAAAUUGCCAUAGCAACUCACAACUUCUGUGAAACAUGUAAGAUUGGACAUGGAGGCUUUGGCAAUGUUUACAAGGGAACGUUAGGUGGUCAAGAAGUUGCUAUCAAAAGACUUAGUAGGGAUUCUCAACAAGGAACAAAGGAAUUCAGCAAUGAAGUCAUUCUAAUUGCCAAAUUGCAACAUAGAAACUUGGUUCAACUCCUCGGGUGUUGCGCGGACCAAGAUGAAAAGUUAUUGAUUUAUGAGUAUAUGCCUAACAAGAGCUUGGAUGCUACCCUUUUUGAUGACUCAAGAAAAUUGUUACUGGAUUGGUUGACUCGGUUUAAUAUAAUCAAAGGGAUUGCAAGGGGGCUUCUUUAUCUCCAUCAAGACUCAAGACUGACAAUAAUUCAUAGAGACCUAAAAGCUGGAAAUGUUUUGCUGGAUGCAGAGAUGAAACCCAAGAUAGCGGAUUUUGGUAUGGCGAGGAUCUUUGGCGAUAACCAACAAAAUGCAAAUACUCAACGCGUUGUUGGGACCUAUGGCUACAUGGCUCUUGAGUAUGCAAUGGAAGGCCUCUUCUCUACCAAGUCUGAUGUAUACAGCUUCGGUGUGUUACUAUUAGAGGUUGUAACUGGUAUUAGAAGGAACUCCAAUAGUCAAACCAUGGGUUUCCCUAGCCUCAUAGUCUAUGCAUGGAAUAUGUGGAAAGAAGGGCGGGCAGAGGAGUUGCCGGACCCAUCUAUCAUGGAUGCUUGUUCACUAGAUGAAGUUGCGCUUUGCAUCCAUGUGGCACUCUUGUGUGUCGAGGAGAACCCAGAUGACAGGCCGCUCAUGUCAAAUGUUGUGUUCGUCCUAGAGAAUGGAAGCAACACACUUCCGGCCCCCAAUCGCCCGGCCUACUUCGCGCGACGACGCAUUGAAAUGGAGCAAAUCAGAGAAGAUAUUCAGACUUCCGGAAACAGUUUUACUCUUACCGAAAUAGAGGGACAUUGA